UCCCCCCUUUUCUCUCUCUUGAUUUGUGCUUCGCUGUUUCGUUGAUCGGAGAUGGGUGAGGAUUUCGACAUGCCUGCGGCCCACGACGGUGCCGAUGUGGCUCCCUCCAUGAAGGAGAUUGGGAAGCAAGGUUUGAAGAAGAAGCUCGUCAAGGAAGGUGAAGGGCGGGAAACUCCUGAGACCGGAGAUGAGGUUGAAGUGCAUUACACCGGAACUUUGUUGGCUGGGACAAAGUUCGAUUCUAGCCGAGACAGAGGAACUCCGUUCAAAUUCACUCUGGGACAAGGGAAUGUCAUCGAAGGUUGGGACAUUGGGAUCAAGACCAUGAAGAAAGGUGAAAAUGCCAUUCUCACCAUCCCCCCCGAGCUAGCGUAUGGAGAGUCUGGUUCACCUCCAACUAUCCCUCCCAAUGCGAUGCUGCAGUUCGAUGUCGAGCUGCUGUCUUGGGUCAGUGGUAAAGACAUAUGCCGUGAUGGUGGCAUAUUCAAAAACAUAGUUGUUGAAGGAGAUAAACGGGAGAAACCAAAGGACCUUGAUGAAGUGUUAGUUAAGUAUGAAGCUCGACUCGAGGAUGGCACUGUUGUUGGAAAGUCUGCUGGUGUAGACUUCACAGUCAAAGAAGGUCAUUUCUGCCCUGCAUUUGCUUUGGCCGUCAAAACCAUGAAGAAAAGGGAGAAAGUUCUUCUAAUUGUGAAGCCGCAAUAUGGCUUUGGGGAGAGCGGUAAACUGGCAUGUGAUGGUCAAUCCGCCGUCCCACCCAAUGCGACGCUUCAGAUCGACCUUGAGCUGGUUUCUUGGAAAACUGUGUCUGAAGUAACCGACGACAAGAAGGUCAUCAAGAAGAUUCUAAAGGAAGGAGAAGGAUACGACCGUCCUAAUGAAGGAGCCAUCGUCAAAGUGAAUUUGAUCGGGAAGCUUCAAGACGGUACCGUGUUCCUGAACAAAGGCCAUGGGGAAAUCGAGGGGCCAUUUGAGUUCAAGACAGAUGAAGAGCAAGUAAUUGAAGGGGUAGAUAUGGCUGUGAUGAGCAUGAAGAAGGGUGAGGUGGCAUUCGUCACCAUCUCACCAGAGUAUGCUUUUGGUUCCUCUGAAUCUCAGCAGGAAUUGGCCGUGGUACCGCCAAACUCUACAGUUUACUAUGAAGUGGAGCUACUAUCCUUUGUCAAGGAGAAGGAAUCUUGGGAAAUGUACACGCAGGAAAAGAUAGAGGCGGCCGAGAGCAAGAAGGAAGAAGGCAAUGCGUUGUUCAAAGCUGGAAAAUACGCCAAGGCUUUGAAGAGAUAUGACAAGGCGGUGGGGUACAUAGAGUAUGGAUCGGCUUUCGGGGAAGAGGAGAGGAAGAAGACGAAAGAGCUGAGAGCAGCAUGCGACCUGAACAAGGCCGCUUGCAAGCUGAAACAGAGAGAAUACAGAGAGGCUGUGGAAUUAUGCACAAAGGUGUUGUCGGGAGAGGAGGAAAACGUCAAGGCGCUUUAUAGAAGGGCAGAGGCUUACAUGGAGACUGAUGAAUUGGAGCUUGCCGAGUUUGAUAUCAAGAAAGCUCUCCACAUCGACCCUUCCAACAGGGAGGUGAAGUCGGAGUACAGGAAACUGAAGGAGAAGGUGAAGGGGUACAACAAGAGAGAAGCCAAAUUCUACAGCAAAAUGUUGGGCAAGACCAAGGAUGAGAGACCGAUCGGUGUAGAUGCGGAGGCCUAAAGACCAAGUCAGGCCAAAAAUGGUGGUGGAAUCGCAUAACCUAUAACACAAAGUUUUAAAUCUUACAAAUGAUCAAAUAAAAUUACAGUUUAAACCUAUCUGGAAUCAAUUACUGUCCGGUGAUAAAACUUGCAGUCUCCCUUUUCAAAAAGAUGAUGAAACGGAACAGGAAAAAAAAAAAAAGACAACAGUAUUAAAGAAUGGUGUCCGUGUUGCAGUUUGCAAUACAACAGAGCAUCUCUCCCUCUUCAAAUCCUAAACACUCAACUGCCCAAUCAAAACCCAACAACAAAAAACAAAAGAGUGUACAAAUCUGAAACAACCUUCAAUGCCCUGACUGCUCCCUCUCUCUCUCUCUC
Molecule: messenger RNA, 2057 nt
Organism: Tarenaya hassleriana
Lineage: Eukaryota; Viridiplantae; Streptophyta; Magnoliopsida; Brassicales; Cleomaceae
Product: peptidyl-prolyl cis-trans isomerase FKBP65-like
Exons: 12
Coding region: 52-1698 (548 amino acids)
Molecular function (GO): peptidyl-prolyl cis-trans isomerase activity; protein binding
Source: RefSeq, a predicted model, not a curated record